This is a messenger RNA of Penicillium atrosanguineum, 3006 nucleotides long. RefSeq names its product Major facilitator superfamily domain general substrate transporter. The transcript is spliced from 2 exons. Bases 1 to 3006 code for a protein of 1001 amino acids. Gene Ontology annotation, biological process: glutathione metabolic process. The record is from RefSeq and is a predicted model, not a curated record. Gene Ontology annotation, molecular function: 5-oxoprolinase (ATP-hydrolyzing) activity. Gene Ontology annotation, cellular component: cytosol. Lineage: Eukaryota; Fungi; Ascomycota; Eurotiomycetes; Eurotiales; Aspergillaceae.
AUGGCCAGCAUGACUGCGCAGAAAUACCGUAUCGGGGUUGAUGUAGGAGGCACAAACACCGAUGCGGUCCUCAUCUCCCUUGACCCUGUGUCCAUCAUCGCUUCUCACAAAGCACCUACCACCCCGGACGUCACAACAGGCAUCACCAAUGCCGUUCGCAAAGUUAUCGAUUCUUCAAACGUAUCACUCUCAUCAAUUGGCUGUGUGAUCAUAGGUACCACGCAUUUCGUCAACGCAGUUGUUCAGCGUUCACCAUCUUUGCGACGCGUAGCCGUCAUUCGACUAUGUGGUGGUUCCGAGGAAGGCUUCGGUCGAGGAAUCCCGCCAUUCGUCGACUUUCCAGCAGAUCUGCGCGCUUGCAUCGAGACUUCUCAAAUUUAUCACUGUAGCGGUGGAUAUCAAAUUUCCGGCGAUGAAAUCAGCUCGUUGGACCAUGAAGAACUGAAACGUGUGGCUGAAGAUUUGGCACAGAGCAAUGUUUCCAAUGUGGUAAUCUCGGGGAUGUAUGCUCCCUUGAACCACUUGCAAGAGACAACAGCUAGAGAUAUUCUGCUAGAAAAUAUGAUCAAGAGAGGCGGAGCCGAUUUUCAGCCUCGGAUCACCCUGUCUCAUGAGGUGUCAGGUCUUGGAUUCCUGGCUCGUGAGAAUGCGGCGAUUCUGAAUGCUACGCUGCGUCCUCUCGCGGAAAGAACAAUCUAUGGAUUCCAGAAAUCAAUGGAAGACAUCUUCCGGGACCAACACUAUACACUAUACCUGACCCAAAACGAUGGAAGUGUUCUGGGAGUCUCAGAGGCUGUGGAAUUACCUAUCCGCACGUUCAACUCGGGUCCAACAAAUUCCAUUCGCGGAGGUGAAUUUCUUUGGCGUGCUGCAGCCAAGGAAAGUGGACAGCAGCAUGUUGACCGUACCGAGCCCCUCGCGGUCAUCGAUAUUGGCGGGACCACAUCUGAUAGCGGACUCUUGCUUCCAAAUGGAAUCCCACAAAUGAGCUCCAUCAUGAGUCUUGUUGGUGGAGUUCGCACCAAUUUUGCUCUCCCUGCUGUUGAAAGUAUUGGGCUGGGUGGAGGCUCUAUCGUCCGCAGCCUAGACAAUGGAGAUCUGUCCGUUGGUCCAGAGAGCGUCGCUUUGGAACUUCUUGACAAGGCGAAACUUUUUGGUGGUGACUAUCUCACGUCGACGGAUAUUGUUGCCGCGUCUGAAAUGUAUUCACCGACAGGGAACAAUCCUUUUGAAGGGAUGGGAGAUAUCACACAUCUCGCAGAUGUCACUUCAGAGUUGGUGAAGAAAGCUCAGAUUGUUAUGCGGCGAAAGAUCGAAGAGCUCGUGGACAGGACAAAGAUCCAGAAAGGUGAUGUAGACGUUCUGAUCGUCGGCGGGGGGGCUCCCAUCAUCAAAACAGACGAGCCUCUCUCAGGGGUGCGCAUAGUGCGAACUGUCAAAGGUGGCGAGGUCGCGAACGCUGUCGGUGCUGCUAUAUCACGCGUUUCAGGCAUUGUUGACACCGUUCUGGAUACUUCAGAUCAAACAAUUAGAGAGGCUCAAGAAGCAGUGUCAAAGAUUGCUGUUAAGAAGGCGAUUGCAAAUGGUGCAAAGCCAGAAACGGUCCAAAUUGUCGAAGUAACCAUGUUGCCAAUCCAAUACGUUGAGGCAAAAGCUCGAAUCAUCGUGAGGGCUGUUGGUGAGCUGGAUAUCAUUUCUCAACAACAUAUACCUCGAUCGGGACUUGCUGCGGUGAUUACGACCGGUGAGCAAGAGGUCAAUGGCGUGAAGCAGAUUCCAAAAGAUCAUGAUAUCCCUCCAGUCGCCGCGAAAGUUGAUAUUCACACGUAUCGCCCGGAGGUCAGAGACAAACAGUGGAUCGUCUCCACUACAGAUCUGGAAUUCAUCGCCGCAGGGUGCAAGAUCCUUGGUUGUGGAGGUGGCGGCGAUCCAUACCAAGAGUACCUGAAGGCAAAAGCAAUUGUACAACUUCACCCGGGUACAAUCAAAGUAGUUUCACCUGACUUCUUACCCGAUGACUCCUUGGUUGGGUGGACCGGUUGUAUGGGCAGUCCGGAGGUGAGCAUGGAGAGGCUCGAAAACGACGAAUGCCUCAAAGCACACAAAGAACUCAUACGAGUCAUCAAAAGCCCACCUGUGUCUGGCUUUCUAUCUCUGGAGAUUGGUGGAGGAAAUGGUGUCGUCAAUCUGAGUGUCUCAGCACACUUCGGAGUACCCUGUAUUGAUGCCGACUUCAUGGGUCGCGCGUAUCCAACCACUUGGCAAACUACGCCGAAUGUAUAUGGCUCUUCAACUGGCGAUGCUCUGGUACCUGCGACGAUCGCAAGCGGUGAUGGGUCAUUCAUCACCAUGACUAAAUCUCGCACAGACAGAGGGGUUGACAAGAUUCUGCGAGCAGCAUGCGUAGAAAUGGGAUGCCGCGCAGGGAAGUCUCUGUCGCCGAAGACCGCCAAGGCAGUAAGAGAGCAGGCCGUCACCAAUACCGUCUCUUUGGCUUGGUGGAUCGGGCGAGCGCUGGCUUUAGAGAAAAGCAUCACGGAAAAAGCCCAACGGAUUGUCGAUGAAGUCGGUGGUUCGGACAGUGCGACGAUUCUCGGUCAGGGAAAGAUCACCAGCGUCGAGCGGGUUCUCAAGACUGGCCAUACCUACGGUGUGUUGGAGGUCGAUGGAACUCUAAGCGAUGGGACAGAGGCCACCAUCAAGGUCCCAUUCAAGAACGAAAAUGCCUUUGUUGAAGCGGUCUCGGGUGGCGAGUCGAAGAUCUUGGCAUCUGUGCCUGAUCUGAUUGCCGUCAUUGAUGCAGAGACUGGAGAGGGGCUUGGAACGCCCGAGUACAAGUAUGGACUCAAGGUUGUCAUUAUUGCUAUUGCCGCAUCGCCCCGGUGGACUGAUACAAAGAGGGGUAUGGAGCUGGGAGGGCCUGGCUCGAUGGGAUUCGAAGAGGUCAAGUAUGUUCCGAUUGGAAAGUACAGCAAACCUCGAAGUGUCAUUGAGGUCUUUGGUUGA